AAUGAUAAAAUAUACUGAUGAAGGGAAAAAGGGAGGAUGAGGAGCAAAGUGAAAGACAGUACACAGUUCUUACAAAUCCGUCUUCUGACAACUCACAUUACAGGGAAGAAGAUAAAUAAAAUAUUAGUCUAAGACGCCGACGACUCAGCCGAAGCCAACUCCUCUCUCUAAUUCUUGGUUCGAUUUUUCUUUCCUUUCAGACCAACCAGCUAUUUUCUUUUCCAUCUCUCUCACCUCCUGGAUUUUUGUGAUUGAGUGGGAGAGAUAAUGUCCGGCGGAGGAACGCAGAAGAGCUUUAGGAAAGCACUGGGAGCCAUUAAGGAUACUACCACUGUUUCAUUGGCUAAGGUCAAUAGUGAUUACAAGGAAUUGGACAUUGCUAUAGUCAAGGCUACCAAUCAUGUUGAGCGUCCUGCAAAGGAAAAACACAUUAGAGCUAUUUUUACUGCUAUUUCAGCUACUAGGCCUCGUGCUGAUGUUGCAUAUUGUAUCCAUGCUCUUGCAAGACGGUUAUCAAAGACACAUAAUUGGGCUGUUGCAUUGAAAACUUUAAUUGUCAUUCAUCGUGCUUUGAGGGAAGUGGACCCCACAUUUCAUGGGGAGGUCAUCAAUUAUGGUCGAAGUAGGAGCCAUAUGCUUAACAUGGCUCAUUUUAAAGAUGAUUCCAGCCCAAAUGCAUGGGAUUAUUCUGCCUGGGUGCGGUGUUAUGCCUUAUUUUUGGAGGAGAGGCUGGAAUGUUUUCAUGUGUUGAAGUGUGAUGUUGAGACGGAUCGCCCUAGAACCAAAGAUUUGGACACUGCUGAAUUGCUGGAGCAUUUGCCAGCUCUGCAGCUGCUUCUGUUUCGAGUUCUUGGUUGUCAGCCACAAGGGGCAGCAGUUCAUAACUUUGUGAUUCAGUUGGCCCUUUCAUUGGUUGCUUCUGAAAGUAUUAAAAUCUAUCAAGCAAUUAGUGACGGUACAAUCAAUUUGGUUGACAAGUUCUUUGAGAUGCAACGCCAAGAUGCUUUGACGGCCUUGGAUAUAUACAAGAGGGCUGGGCAGCAGGCUGAGAGACUGUCUGAAUUCUAUGAAAUAUGUAAAAAUAUUGACAUUGGAAGUGGAGAAAGGUUUAUAAAGAUUGAGCAGCCCCCUGCUUCAUUCCUACAAACGAUGGAAGAGUAUGUAAGAGAGGCUCCACGUGGUUCAACAUUUCGGAAAGAUCAGGUGGCUGACAAUAAAAUUGCUGCCCCUAAGGAAGUUUUGGCCACAGAGUACCAAAAGACCCCAGAGGUGGAGGAGGCAAGGCCACCCUCACCUCCUCCCCCAGAACCGGUAAAAGUAGAAGAACCGGUUGCUGAACCUCCUGAUUUGUUGGGUCUGGAUGAUCCUGCUCCAGUUGCUUCAGAAUUAGAUGAGAAGAAUGCUCUUGCUUUGGCUAUUGUUCCAGUUGCCGUUGAGCAACCAACUUCUGUCGCUCCCAAUCAUACAAGUGGAACUACGGGCUGGGAAUUGGCCCUUGUUACUGCUCCAAGUUCAAAUGAAAGUGCCACCACUGCUAGCAAAUUGGCCGGAGGCCUGGACAUGCUUACGCUAGAUAGCCUUUAUGAUGAUGCAAUGAGAAGAAACAACCAGAAUGUAAGCUACAACCCUUGGGAGACCCCAGCAAUGGCUGGUCCAAUGGUGCAACAAACAGCACAUGAUCCCUUUUUUGCCUCAGGCAUGGUUGCCGCUCCACAUUCAGUGCAGAUGGCAGCAAUGAUGAACCAACAGCAGGUUUUGUUGUUGCAGCAGCAGCAGCAACAUCAGCAGAUGAUGAUGAUGGCUCAACAACAACAGCUUUCGAAUCCUUUCGGAAACGCAUAUGGAACUGGUGUCCAUACCUAUGGCACAGGUAUGCCUGUUCAAGCCUACAAUCCAUAUACAGGCCUUAUAUAGGUGAUUUAUGCAAGCAAACGGGAAUGGUGAGUUUGGGUAUUCAGAGGCGGUGAUGUUUGAAGAAUAUACAAUUGUGUACCAUAUGUUGUGCAUGUGCAGUGGUAAGGUAGAAUCAAAUUCUUUCUUUAAUAACUUUUGAUUGUUGAUUAUUUAUAUUGAUGAAGAUUGGAAUAAUAUUUUUGUAAACAAGCUGUUGAUGCGGAAGCAGGAAACCUAUUUUUUGUUCAUUAUUGUUAUUAUUAUUAUUCCCCCUUUUACUGUUGUGGUAAGGUUCAUGUAGGUGAUAGAAAUUGAUUUGUAACACUUUUAUUAAUGAGACAUUUAAAUUUGAUCCA
Mangifera indica (mango) is the source of this 2249-nucleotide messenger RNA. Its product is annotated as putative clathrin assembly protein At5g35200. Gene Ontology annotation, molecular function: phosphatidylinositol-4,5-bisphosphate binding; clathrin heavy chain binding; 1-phosphatidylinositol binding. The record is from RefSeq and is a predicted model, not a curated record. Bases 268 to 1914 code for a protein of 548 amino acids. Gene Ontology annotation, cellular component: clathrin-coated vesicle; clathrin-coated pit. Lineage: Eukaryota; Viridiplantae; Streptophyta; Magnoliopsida; Sapindales; Anacardiaceae. The transcript is spliced from 16 exons. Gene Ontology annotation, biological process: vesicle budding from membrane; clathrin-dependent endocytosis; clathrin coat assembly.